AUGUUGAAAACAAUUGGUCUCACAUCUUCUAAGGAUACUAAUAUUAGAGAAUCUGAAAAUAAUGAAGAAUUGAGUCCUACCGCAACUUCUAAUAAUAUUCAAGAAGUGUUAUCUUCAAGCUCAAAGAAAGAAGACGAGGUUGAUGAUAAUUUAAGAGCUUCUGAAGAUUUAGAUGAUAUUUACCGUACAAUUUCCCGAAAAAGUAAUGGAACUAAUAAGAAAUCUAAACAUCGUCAGCCUAAAUCUAAAAUUGGUUCAGAGAGAUCUAAAGAAAUCGGCAAUUCUUUAUCAUUCUUCGGUAAAGAAGAUGAAAAUGAAUCUCGUUACGAAACUGAUUCUGACGAAAACAGAGAUCGAGAGUUGUAUGAAAAUUUAAGCAAUUAUGAUGAAGACCACGAUGAUACCAGAAUUCAAGAUUAUGACGGUGAUGAAAAAAAUGGUGAAAAUUCUGCCCUAGAUAAUGAUAACAAACCUAAUCAAACAUUUUCAUCAUUCAUCCCCAACAUGUUCCGUAAUUACAAUAAUAAUGAACCAGGAAGUAAUUCCCAAGAUAUGGAUAAAUCAAAGAAAAGAUUUCAAUUUUUCCGUAAGAAUAAGAAAGAUAAAGAUAGAAAACGUCAUUCAGUAUCAGCAGCACCCGAAGAAGAAGAAAUAGAUGAUGUUGAUAAGUUCACUGGAGAAAGAGCUCAUAAUUUAGUGGGUGCUAUGACUAUAGCCACCCCAGCAUUAAGUUUGAUAGCAUCAUGUUUACUAGAAGAUGAACAUGGAAUCUCUAGAGCUCCUUUAUUAUUAUCAUUAUUAGGAUUCAGAGUGACUGAUAUUUCAAAGUCUAUUUCCACCAAAAAUAGAAAAUUCAGACUUGAUUUGGAGUAUGGAGUGGUUCCUCAAAGAUUGAAAUGGUCAGUCGAAAAGAAUGCUAGAGAUUUAUUAUAUUUACAUUCAAGAUUUAAAUUGGAUAAUUGGAAGAAAGAAGUUGUUCGUAACAAAAAUUCAGAAUUACCUAAAUAUCCAAUCCCUCCUUUGAGGUCACAAGAAACUUCCAAUAAAUUGUUAUUACGUCAAAGGCAUAAAACCACCAAACCUCCUACCUCACCUAAUCUUAAUGUCCCUGUAGCUAAUGGUGCUGCAACAGCAACAGUAGGUUCACCUUUAGCUGGAGGUGAUAUAACCACUCGUUCUUCAAUUGAUGAGGUGCUACAAAAUCAAGAUGAAGUUGGUCAUGAAGAUCGUGCUUCAAUCUUAAGUUUGAGACAAUGGGCUAAUUUGGGAGCUAGAUUCUCAAAUUCAUCGGCUUCAAGUUCAGAAGAUGAUGGGGAACAAAGUGCUGAGUAUUUGAAGAAUAAACUCUUAAGAAACCAAGAAUACAUUACUCAAGUAGCCAAUUAUUUGAAUGAAUUGAUCAAAUUGGUUGCUUUGAAACCUCAAUCCAACAGGUUAUUCCAUUUCUUCGAAAUCUCACCUAUUUCUUCAUUAUUAAGUUAUGAAACUGGUUAUACUGGUAAACAAGGACCUAUUCAUAUUGGUGGUACUGCCAAAGGUCAAGGAUGGAGAGUUGGUCAUUUCAAAGCUAAUGAUUUAAAAGGUAUGAUUGAUAGAAGAUCAGAAAAAUGGUUGUUGAUUAGAGGAAGUUAUAUCAUGUACGUAUCGGAAAUCAAUUCAACUUUACCUUUGGAAGUAUUUUUGGUUGAUUCCAAAUUCAAAAUCAGUUACAAAGGUGAUGCUUCUUCAAAAGGAGGCGAUGAUGAAGAUUCUGAUUAUGAUGAUUAUUCCAUGUUGGAAAAGAAUAUAACCGAAGAUGAUGAAGGUAAGAGAUCUCAUAUAGUUUUCAAGCAUUUGAAAAUUACCUUGGAAAACUCUGAAAGGAAGAUUUCUUUAUUACCAAAAUCUGAAAAGGAACAACAAUUAUGGCUUAAGUCAUUAUAUGAAAUGAAGAAUUCCACCGUAUGGUCCAAGAAGAAUAGAUUUGAUUCUUUUGCUCCUAUAAGAGAUAAUUGUUAUGCCCAAUGGUUUGUUGAUGGGAGAGAUUAUUUCUGGGCUAUUUCUUCAGCCAUUGAAAUGGCUAAAGAUGUGGUUUAUAUUCAUGAUUGGUGGCUUUCACCACAAAUGUAUUUGAGAAGACCUGCCAAUGGGAAUCAACAAUGGAGAAUUGAUAGAUUAUUAGAAAGAAAAGCCAGACAAGGGGUCAAAAUUUUCAUUAUCAUUUAUAGAAACGUUGGUUCUACCGUUGCCAUUGAUUCUUUAUUCACUAAGCAUUCACUUCUUUCAUUACAUGAUGAGAAUAUUCAUGUUAUCAGAUCACCAAAUCAAUUAUUACAAAACACCUAUUUCUGGGCUCAUCAUGAGAAACUUUGUAUAGUCGAUCAUACGAUUGCAUUUAUUGGUGGGAUUGAUUUAUGUUAUGGAAGAUAUGAUACUCCUGAUCAUGUUUUGGUGGAUGAUUCAAAAAUCAAUUUCGCUUCUUUGGAAGCUAAUCAAGUUCCUAAAGAAGAAGAUUUUGCCAAUUUUCAAAUCUUCCCUGGUAAAGAUUAUUCUAAUCCUAGAGUGAAAGAUUUCCAUGAAUUGAAUAAACCUUAUGAAUCCAUGUACGAUAGGAAUACCACACCAAGAAUGCCAUGGCAUGAUGUUCAUAUGUUAACUUCAGGUAAAGUUGCCAGAGAUUUAUCAAGACAUUUCGUCCAAAGAUGGAAUUAUCUAUUGAGACAAAAGAGACCAAGUAGAUUUACACCUUUGUUAACUCCUCCUUCAGAUUUCACUGAAGAAGAAGAGAAAAAUCUUCAAUUAGGAGGAACAUGUGAAGUUCAAUUGUUAAGAUCUUCAGGAAAUUGGUCUUUAGGUUUAAAACAACAUGAACAAAGUAUCCAAAAUGCUUAUUUGAAACUUAUUGAAACUUCAGAGCAUUUCGUUUAUAUUGAAAAUCAAUUCUUUGUUACAUCAUGUGAAAUUGAUGGUAAUGAAAUUGAAAAUAGAAUAGGUGAUGCUUUAGUAGAUAGAAUCAUCCGUGCUCAUAAUGAAGGAACCAGUUGGAGAGCAAUUAUUGUCAUACCAUUAAUGCCAGGAUUUGAGUCUCAAGUUGAUCAACCUGAUGGUUCUUCUGUGAGAGUUAUUAUGCAAUGUCAGUAUAUGUCGAUUUCCAGAGGUCAAACAUCAAUUUUUGCCAAAUUAAGGAAGUAUGGUAUUGAUCCAUCAGAUUAUAUUCAAUUCUAUUCUUUAAGAAAAUGGGGAAUUAUUGGUCCGGAUAGAAACUUAGUUACUGAACAGUUAUAUAUCCAUGCAAAGACAAUGAUUGUUGACGAUAAGUCAGCAAUCAUUGGUAGUGCUAAUAUCAAUGAAAGAUCCAUGAGAGGUGUUAGAGAUUCUGAAAUGGCAGCUUUAGUUAGAGACAGAGAAACCGUUACUACUAAAAUGGCAGGUAAAGAUUAUGUUGCAGGGAAAUUUGCUCAUUCAUUAAGAAUUAGAUUGAUGAGAGAACAUUUGGGAGUGGCUGUUGAUAUUAUUGAUGUUGUUGAAAGAAGAUUCCGUAGAUUUGAAGAAUUUGCCGAAUCUCCUGAUGGUUUGAAAGCAUCAACCAAUAAUUUCAAAGUCCAUGAACAUAAAGUUAUGUCUGCUAUGGUUGAAAUUGCUUCAAGAGAGAUUUUAGAUCAACCUGAAGGUACUUUUAGAUGGAAAAAUUUCAAAAAAGCCAUGAAAUCUGCUUUGAAAGUUGAUAACGUUCCAAUUGAUGAUCUCAAUGAAUUAGAAGCUAAUGAUAAUGUACCAGUUCCAAUUUCUUUACCAAUAUCCUUCAAUAAUAGAACUGGAACUCAUGAAGCUAAUAGAGGUAUCAGAGACAAGAAGAAACAUUCUUAUGAUGCCAGAGUUCAACAUAGUGAAAACCACAGAAAAGAUGUUAUUGGAUUUGGUCUUGACAAAUAUAAGAGUAAGUUAGCCAAAAGAGCAAGAUUGAAUAGUGGAAGAUUUUUGAAGAACUUAUCUCAAAAAGUUAUGGAACAUCAAGAUACCUUUAUUCCUGAUAUCGAUAAUGUUGUAGAAUUCUUAGAAAGUGAUGAUUUUGAAAUGACUGAUGAAAUGGAUGAGGAAUCAGAACAAAUCAUCUUCGAAAGAAAUAAAGAAAGAUGGAACCUAUUGAAAAAAAUUGCAUACUUACAAAGAGUUACCACCAGACAGAAUGAUAGUUUGGAAGAAGAGAAUAAAAAGAGAGCUGCAGCAGGAAUGCAAGCCAAUAGUCUCAAUAACACUUCGAAACCUGGUAGUGGUGGACCUAAUGAUAACGAAGUUCUUAAUUCAAUUCCUGAAAUGGUUACUUCAAGCAAAUCUGAGACUCCAAAUGGUAAAUCUGUGGGUAACGGGAAGACCGUUAGUAAUGGAAAAUCAGGAAGUGCCAAUGGUCAAAGGGUUUCUUCAGCUGAUGCUCCAUCUCCAGAUUUGAACGAAGAUAUAGUAGAUUCUUCAGCUAUGGAUGAAACUAUUAACCCUGGAGAAAAUUCUGCUGAUUUCUCUGAAGAUGUUCCAAUCGUUUCAUUAAAUGAUCAAGGAGUCAAGAACUUAAUGGCAAGUAUAAAAUCCCCAUUAAUUGAUAAUUUCAAUAAUUUUGUUGAUCCUUAUUGCUUUGAAGACCCUCUUGAUGAAGAUUUCUACGAAGAUUUAUGGUUUGAACAUGCUAGAAGAAAUACCGAGAUCUUUAGAAUGAUAUUCCAUACUCAACCGGAUGACACUGUCACUUCAUGGAGAGAAUACAAGCGUUUCACCAAACUUCAAAGAGCUUUCUAUAUGGCACAAGAUCAAGAAACUAAAAGAAGAAAGGAUAAAAGAUUAUUCAAUGAUGGAGAUUCUACCAGUGGUUCUGAAAGUGAAGUGGAAGAUACCAAUAAUUUUGUUAGAGAUAACAAUUUGAACAAGAGACAAAGUAUUAAUGUCAAUCAAUUCAAUGAAGAUGUAGGUUUACUUGGAUAUGCCCCUCCAUCAUCAGAAAAUGGUAAUGGUAAACAUAUCACUGAAGAAGAAGAAGAAGACAGAUCAACUAUCUCCGAUACUGAGAUAAGAAACGAAACCCCUGAUAAACCCGAUGAACCUUCACGUCUUAAUACAAAAGCCAGUCAAAGAAAGGUAGGAGGUAAUUUCGCUGCACGUAGAAGAGCAGCAGCAGGGGAUCGAAUCUUUGAUAGACAAACCAGUGAAAAGAUUUUGAACGAAAUUCAAGGUCAUUUGGUUGUUUUCCCUACCGAUUGGUUAAUGAGAGAAUUAGAAGGUGGUAAUUGGUUCUAUAACACCGAUCGUAUCCCUCCUAUUGAUAUUUAUGAUUAG
Molecule: messenger RNA, 5301 nt
Organism: Yamadazyma jaroonii
Lineage: Eukaryota; Fungi; Ascomycota; Pichiomycetes; Serinales; Debaryomycetaceae
Source: the annotation of a GenBank genome assembly